AUGAUUUGUGGUGGAACGAGAACGAACAAAGUCGAAUGUCUGGAUAUUUCCGACCAUAGAUCUGUCAGCACCUUUCCCGCACAAUUAGUUGAUACAGAAUGUGGCAAAGGAGUUUUAUGUGGUGACAGAAUAUUGACUUUCGGUGAAUCUGUAUCGGGAACCAGCCUUAAACCUCCAUUUAAAACCACCGUUAUUUCUUAUAGCGACCGAGUAAAACUGUCGCGUUAUGGAGUUGCAUGUGUCAACGAAAACACGGUGGUCGUCCUCGGCGGUUACUACAACACUCCUUAUAGGGUCACGGAAUUGAAAGAAGAUGUCCUACUAUACAACCCGACAACGAAGGGCAUGAAGAAGCUAGCACCAUUACCUCAUCAACUUGCUAAUAUGGCUGUUGUCGUACGCGAUGACAAUUUCAUUGUACUGGGCGGACAUAAGAACCAUGAUUAUACUGAGAUAUGUAACGAUGUUCUUAUGUACAACAUCACUAAACAACAAUGUUCGAAAUUGCCGAACAUGUUGGAAAACAGGUGAGACACCAGUCAGCUUUAUAUAUUAUCUGGAGCGCGCACUUCAAUCAUUCGGCCUAUCGGAGAAGUGAACAGUUUUAAUAAUCUUGAAAGGUCUGUGACAGUGUAGGUAGUGGCAAUAAUAAGAAAGCUCUGGAUUGAUAGGGACAUUGCAACUACCUGAAAAAUACAAGGAGAACUUCGACGUUUCGAGCGAAGGUCCUUCGCAGGGCUAUAGCGAAGAGGAGAAAGAAGGGGGGGGGGGGUUAAUAUCGCAUUUGCCGACAACAUUUCAGUCGCUAAUUAAUUUUCCCCCCAAAAUUGUUAGGAGGUCGCAAAAAAAUUUUCGGAAAUACGUAAUUUUUUGCGGACAUACAAAAAAAUUUCCGAAGAUAUCAUAAUUUGUUAACUUUUUCUGUAAUUUUAGUGAAUUUAGCUAAAGUUUUGCUAUAACUAUUACUUUUUCAUCCGAGCCACUCAAAUAUUACCUAACACCUAACCCUCUCAUGAAGUGAACAUCUCCACACAAGAGCAUACGAUUAAAAUGAAUUCUUCUAGAGUUAUUAACACCUUGUUCGGCUUCUUUGGCCGAAAGAAAAACAAAUUAAUUUGGACAGGAACACUUGGAGAUCUUAAAGCUUUCGUUCUGACGAUAAUUGAUGAGCAAGCAGCCCAAAGUUCGAAAUGGCAUUCACCUAGCGGCGGAAAGUGGUGCUUCAAUAGCGAACAGCUAAAAGUUGAGUGGCACUCAAAGAGCGAAUCUAUAUCCUUUGAUGGAGCCAAAGCCAAUGAUUUAUGUGAUCAAAUACAUAGUGUCCUUUUAAAAUCUGAUUAUCAAAAGAAAGAUCAAAACAGCGACCUUAACAAGUCAUUAGAAUCCUUCAUAGCUGACGCGAGCGUCGAAGCGUGCAAUAUUAAUUUGAACGAAUCGCCUAGAUUAUAUACUUCUUUACUGCAA
Messenger RNA from Paramuricea clavata, 1464 nucleotides. NCBI's taxonomy places the organism in Eukaryota, Metazoa, Cnidaria, Anthozoa, Malacalcyonacea, Plexauridae. The record is from the annotation of a GenBank genome assembly.